AUGUCCAGCCUUGAAAAUCACAUAAAACGGCCAAUGAACGCUUUCAUGAUAUGGUCCAGUCGCAAACGCCGGGAAUUAGCGCGUGAAAAUCCUAAACUUCAUAACUCGCAAAUCAGCAAGAUUCUUGGCUCGGAGUGGAGAAAACUCACCGAGGAGGAAAAACAAAAGUUUUUCGCACAAGCCAAACUAUUGAGCGAGCUCCACAUGAUAGAACAUCCUGAUUACAAGUACAGACCGAAGAGACGGCCCAAGAAAAAGUACUUGAAACACAACCUGAGCCUCAACCAAGCGUCCUGUUCGUUCGGACCGUGUGUUUGCCACGAGUCCUCUGCGGCGCCGCAAGAGAACGAUCAGCUGGGGGAAAAUCCUGAACAUUUCAAUGGAAAUGAAGAUUUUAAAAGUGGUGAAGUCCCUGUUAAGAAGGAAGAAACUGAAUACGAAGACCAAAGUUGUCUUCCCGCUUCGCGACCAGAAAGCGCUCCUAGCAAAGAGGAAAAUUUUGAAGACCUCCCUUCGCAUGUACAGUUGAGAUCCUCGUCAUAUUUGCACAAGGAUAACUGUAAGGCAAGCAGAAACAUAGGUGGUCAAGAGAAGAUUCACCAUCGGAGAUUUACGGAUGAGUUAAGUUUCCGAGAACAUCGAGUGCCGUUGUCGAGAGGUUGCCAUUCCAUGACGUUUCACUCAACACCAUUUCAAAGUCAGCGCCACUUUUUGCAAAGUCACAUCCCUGGCGAGAGGGAAGUGAUGCAAAUACUUCCUUACCUCCCUCCUGUUAGAUGUGGCUGCUGCCUUCCUCCAGAAGGGCUUCCAACCGAAAAUGAAUUUUCACUCGGGCCACACGAUACCCCAUAUGUUAUUGUUGACCCAAGAAGUCAAUACUUUUACGAAGGAAGAUGGUGA
Molecule: messenger RNA, 900 nt
Organism: Pocillopora meandrina
Lineage: Eukaryota; Metazoa; Cnidaria; Anthozoa; Scleractinia; Pocilloporidae
Source: the annotation of a GenBank genome assembly